GCGGGCAGACAGAGCAUCAGCCUCAUUAACAAGAACAAGAACCAUGGGCCAGAAGCUGGAGAAGCCUUCGGAAAAAGAUGAAGAGUCACGCAAUAAUUCGGAAUGUUCUGAGCAAACAGGAGUGACAGAACAGCCCGAGACAAGAGAACAAGGUGAGAGCAGAGAUGAGGAUGAUGAUGGCCGUUUUGGUAGGAUUAGCAGGAUCAGUAUCAGUGGCUCACCGGCUGGGCAUACAGGGGAGCUCACAGUCAAUCCUGCACGUACAGACAACCAAACUGGGCAACCAAUCAGGCCUCUGUGUCAGCCAGAGCACCCUCUCAACACCACAGACAAAUGGGUGGGUGGAGACAGGGAGAGUCUGAGUGUCACUCGAACUGUCGAGGAUUCAAAAACUGUCCUGAACCGUAAAGAGGCGAGACAAACUUCUAACAAGAACCGAGGCUCUGAGAGUAAGGCUGCAGUCUUUACUUGGACUACAGCUAUGGAGGGGCAGGGAUAUGGAAUGAAAUCCGAAACUGGCUGCAGCAAGCUUGGUCCUGACAUUAAAAGCAGGGGUCUGUCAGGGUCAUUUGAUCCCCGUAAUGAAGAGGACUUUGUGGUGCUGGAGAGGGAUGAAACCUGGACAUCUUUCGAUGGAGAAAGCAAUCUUUCAGGUAACAUGAUAACAAGGAAGAAUCUUCAAUCAUCUGCUAAAGGGAGAGUUGAAGAAGACACAUCUGCUCCCUACCUUCCAAAACCUUCCAGGAAUACUCCUCAGGAAAAGGUGUAUGAAAGUAAAAGCAGACGAUUAUCUGACACACUUCUGGUGAUGCCAGACACUGAGGAAACAUGUGCUGGGAGUUCACCCACUGCGUGUUUGCAGAGUGAAAGGGGGCAACAUUUGGCUGAAGUGACAGGCAGCAGGUGUCGGCUAAAAGGAGUCGUUCAUGUUGGAGCUGCCCACACUGAGGCAACUGGGAGAGGAAAGGCAGAGCGAGAACAAGUCAUGAAAGACCAACGCGAGGGGCAAGUUGCUACUCACCAAUCAAAACAAAACAACGGCACUGGUGGUUUGGAAAGCAUGCGUGAUACAGAAGGUUGUUUUGUUACACAGGAAGAGGAACAUGGGGAGAAUUUAGGAUUUAUUGCACAAAAUGUUGAUCAAUCCAACCAAAACAGAUUUGCUGGUGCUGUCUCUAAGAGGGCUAGAGCAGGUAUUAUCAGUUCAAGUGGUAAGAAAGAUGAUGGCCAAGCCUUUGACUCUCGUACCACAAAUGCCAACCCCCCUAGAUCUGAAAGAACACAAGCCCGAGACAAUCCCUCACUUUCAAUGGAUGUUCUGUCACCAGGCAGUGAAGGCUAUGAUGGAAAGAUGCAGAAAGUGAUCUCAAAGACGGAGAAUGAACAUGUCCGCUUGUCUGCUGUCAUCACCCCUCCACCUCAAACUCACCUGUUGCCUAAGAAAGACACAAAAGUGACAACACAACUCGAUAGAGAACAGAUAGUUCCUGAAGCUGUGCCUACCGGUGAUUCUAAGGACGAGCCUAUGCCAAAAGAGAAGCUCAGAGUAAAAGGUCCACCUCCACCUGUUCCCAAAAAACCCAAAAACCCAUUUAUAAAGCUCAAAACUGCACAAUUAUUGUCUACUGAUGUUCAACGAAGAGGAAGAGAUCAUCGUUCUGAGGAGAAGGUCAAGAGAAGGCACACUUUCCAUUUUAACAAAGACCUUAGAUGCAACACAGCAAAAAACCAGGACAUGUGCAUGCUGUGGGACGACAGAGGCCCUUACAUCCCUCCAACCAACACACGCCGGCUCUCUGCUGACCUCGGCCCAUGUCAACGUCUUUCACUUGGACGCAUGGAUGAACAGUACGGAGACAUGAUUGACUAUGACUUCUGUGAACGCAUGGCAAAUCUGUCUCCGGAUGAAGACAUGCAAGACCUUGAUAUGUUGCAGAGAAGGAUAUUCUUCGAGAGACGAUCCAGAAAUAAAAGUUCACCUCCACCUGUCGCGAAAAAGGCCCAAAAUCCGUCUGCAUCCACAGAGGCUCUGCACAUAACAGAGGUUGCCCGGGACCUAGAAAUCCAAAGACUAAAAUCUGCUUGUUUAAGGAAAAGAGAAAUCUGCCCUGAGCCCCCAACUGAGAUAAUCAGCAACAACAGCCAUGCUAACUAUGGUAAAUGUAGAGAUGUCACUGACCAUAGAGCUGACAGGGAUUCAGGCAGUGAGGUGGAUUCUUAUAAGCCCGUGUCAAAACUUAUCAAGGAAAAAAAUCAAAUGCAGAGACUGCAGGGUCGGGUCAAAUCUGAGGCGGUUAAACCUGAGGUUCGAGCGCCAGAGCAGGGUCCAAGUGUGAAAGUAUCCCAGAUGAAGACCGCCUUUGAUGUCCCAAAGAGGUCCAAAGAGAGACAGGCAGAGGUCCAACCAUCUCCAAAGAAAGGCAGUUGCCUUGGGCAAGAACACUCGGAAAAACCAUAG
Solea senegalensis (Senegalese sole) is the source of this 2458-nucleotide messenger RNA. RefSeq lists its product as uncharacterized. The record is from RefSeq and is a predicted model, not a curated record. NCBI's taxonomy places the organism in Eukaryota, Metazoa, Chordata, Actinopteri, Pleuronectiformes, Soleidae. The transcript is spliced from 3 exons. Bases 44 to 2458 code for a protein of 804 amino acids.